Messenger RNA from Mesoplodon densirostris (Blainville's beaked whale), 324 nucleotides. It is a transcript of the gene DAPL1, whose product is annotated as death associated protein like 1. Gene Ontology annotation, biological process: apoptotic signaling pathway; cellular response to amino acid starvation; negative regulation of autophagy. The record is from RefSeq and is a predicted model, not a curated record. Gene Ontology annotation, molecular function: death domain binding. The transcript is spliced from 4 exons. NCBI's taxonomy places the organism in Eukaryota, Metazoa, Chordata, Mammalia, Artiodactyla, Ziphiidae. Bases 1 to 324 code for a protein of 107 amino acids.
AUGGCAAGUGAAGUGCAAGUCCGGCUCUCCGCAUUGAAAGGGGGGCAUCCUCCUGCAGUGAAAGCUGGAGGAAAGCGAAUUUCCAAAAAACAAGAAAUUGGCCUCUUGGAGAGACACACCAAGAAAACGGGAUUAGAGAAAACAAGUGCCAUUGCAAAUGCUGCCAAAAUACAGACGAUGGAUGCCCUGAACCAUACGCUGGAGAAGCUCAGCCAUAAAUUUCCAGCAAUAAUGCACAUGGCACAUGAAAAACCCAGACCUGCUCUGGAGAAGGUCACUCCACUGAAAAGGAUCUACAUUAUUCAACAGCCUCGAAAAUGUUAA